Messenger RNA from Adineta steineri, 1719 nucleotides. The record is from the annotation of a GenBank genome assembly. Lineage: Eukaryota; Metazoa; Rotifera; Eurotatoria; Adinetida; Adinetidae.
AUGGAUACUAUUAAACGAAAAUCACCUGUUGAUUAUCUAUCAAAAAAAUUUCGAAAUGAAAGUCAUCAAUCGAUAAAUUACAUUGAAAAUAUGUCAAACGAAUGUUUUUUUGAAAUAUUCGAUUAUCUUGAUGGUUAUGAAAUCUAUGAAGCAUUUUCAAAUUUAAAUUCUCGUUUUCAACAACUACUUUAUAGUUCAACACUUUUAUAUAAAAUCAAACUUGAUGUUUCAACAUCAGAAGAAAUAUUUAAGAAGAAUUACAGUCAACUUAUAGAUCGUCAUCAGUCUCGAAUAUUUUCAAUUCAUUUAAUAAUGAAGAACGUUAUGUUUCCUGCAACAUCGUUAUUUAUUGUUAUUUCACAAUGUAUGCAUCUUGAAUCACUCGUUCUUUAUAAUAUCAGAGCACAUUUACUUCAUUCACUUCUUAAAAAUUUAACUAAAUUACCUUGCUUAUUCUUAUUAAAAAUUAAUACACACAAUAGUUUCACCUUACAAGAAAUAAGUGAUACCUAUCAAUUCACAUUCGCCUUACCAAAAUUAAAAUAUUUCGAAUUUGAUACAGAUACAUAUGACACUACUAACUUAAUACUUCCAUUAUCAAUUGCUACUCAUCAACAAUUCAGUCAUAUCACAUGUUUUUGUAUUGGCCAAUCUUGUAGUUAUAAAGAAUUAUUUCCUAUUAUAUCUUAUACACCAGAACUUUAUCGUUUGAAAUUAUCAUAUGCAGUUUAUGAUGAUGAACCAGACAUCGAAAAUGUUUUAAAAAUUUCAUUAAAAAAUUUAAAGUAUCUUUCAUUCGAACGGUUUGAAAUGGAAUUUAAUGAAUUAAAAUUAUUUAUGAACAAAAUUCUUAUACCCAAAUUAGAAUUUUUACGUGUCAAUGUUGAAUAUAAUGAUAUAGUCUGUUUUAAUGCUAAUCAAUGGGAAGAAUUAAUUUGUAAAAAUUUUCCUCAUUUGAAAAAGUUUUAUUUAAAAUAUCCAGAAGACUAUCAUCGUGAAUGUGUAAUUUUGAAAAAUUCUACUCAACUGAAGCAAUUCUUCUCCUCGUUUUGGAUUGAACGACAAUGGUUAUUGAAUAUCGAAAUCAAUGAUAGUAGUAUUAUCUAUGGAAUUCAUCCAUCUACACGAAAUGAUGGUAUCAAUUCUUCUACUCAAUUUAUCCUUAGAAGUAAUAAUUAUUCUGAUGAAUUUUGUAUCUUAUUAAAAUCAGCUAUUGAUUCUUUAUCACCUACAAUUGGACAAAUUUAUGAUUUAGAAAUUUCAGAUAUUUCUCUCAAUAGAUUUAUUCAAAUUCUAAAUUUCUUACCGAAACUUAGUUCAUUAAAAAUUUCUUCUUUAUCAUUAAAACAAUGCAAAUGUUUAUCUAAUGAUGAAAAAGAACGUCUCAAUUUUAUAACAAAUCAAAAUCAAAUCAGAAAAAUUAUUUUAGAACAAAUGAAUGAUAUUGAAGAAAUUAUUUUUCUUCUUGAACAUUUUACUCAAAUGACUUAUCUUAAAAUAGAUUCAAUUAAUACUCUUCACAUGGAAUUAUUUCUACGAAUUAUUUUAUUAAAGAUCCAAACGAAGCCAAAUCAUCAACUAAAAUUAUUGUCAUUUUACAUAUCAGCAGCAGACGAUAAAAUGAUUGAAACAUUACAAACAAUGAUUGAUUUUGAAAAACUUCUAUUUAAUUAUACAAUUAAACGUUCAAUGGAAAAUAUCAUUCUGGAAUGGACAUAA